UUUUAAACUAAUCGUUUAUUGAGAAAGACGUAAAGUGCGAUUUACUAAGCAAUCGAAAUGAAUUUGUUUAAAACUAUAGUUACAAUAAUUUUUAUAUUUAAACUAACAACUGCUGAUCUAAUAAUUUGUGAUAAUGAUGACUGCAAACGUCCAGGUGUUUUAACAAUGGAUUCAUUGUACUCGGAAUUAAAAACCAUUGUAGAAGGAAAUCGAAAUACAACAAAAUAUCUUCAGGACCUUAAUGAAAGGAUCGACAUUAAAAUCGACACCCUAACUAGAGAAAUCAAAAAUAUCAAACAUGUCCUUCAUGAGCAAAGCAAGAAACUGGCUAACAAGUCUGCCGAUUACAGUAUCUAUGAUAAUUUGUGGAUUGUUGUGCAGAGACGUCAAGAUGGCACCAUCGAUUUCUACAGAAAUUGGACAGAUUACAAACUGGGAUUUGGCAAUCCAUUUGGUGAAUUUUUUGUGGGUCUAGAUAAAAUUCAUGAGCUCACAAAUGACAGACCCCAUGAACUGCUCGUUAUGUUAGGGGAAUUUGAUGGUCACGUGAAAUAUGCCCACUACGAUCACUUUUUGAUUGGUAAUGAAACGGAACAAUAUAUUUUGAAAAAGUUGGGAAAAUAUAGAGGCACAGCUGGGGAUCAUUUAAGGUCGCAUUUGAAUAUGUUUUUCUCCACCAAAGACAGAGACAACGAUGUGGCCGAUGAUGGUAAUUGUGCGGAGUGGUUCAAGGGUGCCUGGUGGUAUUAUCAUUGUUUAACAAGCAACCUUAAUGGACCCUACAAUACUAUUCGCAAUCUGACCGAGACUACAAGAGGCAUUGGUAUUACUUGGGGUUCUUAUGAUGAUAUACUAUUUUCAUUCAAAUCAACACAAAUGAUGUUACGCGCAAAGAAAUAAAUUUGGUAUUUUAAGAAAAUGUUAAAAUAAACUUGACAAAUUUUACUUUUUCCCCUUCCCGGGAGGAAAUUAAAAAAUCGUUUCAUUCCCGGAAAUUUUUUAAUACUAAAUUAAACCAAAAACCAGAAAUUUUUUUUCGAAUAACCUGAACUGAAUAAACAAAUUAGAACCACUAUUAUUGUAAUUAUUUUCUCUAAAAAUGAAUAAUAUUCAUUGAAUAUCCCUAAAAAUUGUAAUGUUAGACAUCAUAAUAAUACCUUUAAGAGCAUAAACUUUAAUAACCAAAUUUUUCUGCUGUGGCUGGAGCAACAAAUUUGACCAU
This is a messenger RNA of Calliphora vicina (urban bluebottle blowfly), 1222 nucleotides long. Its product is annotated as ficolin-2-like. The transcript has 4 exons. NCBI's taxonomy places the organism in Eukaryota, Metazoa, Arthropoda, Insecta, Diptera, Calliphoridae. The coding region runs from base 58 to 900 and encodes 280 amino acids. The record is from RefSeq and is a predicted model, not a curated record.